AUGGCAGAUGAAUUUGAGUUACCUGAAACCAUAAUCCAUCACAUUCAAUCCCUUCUCACCCCAAGACAAGCUGGUCGCACGAGUAUUUUAUCGAAAUCCUGGCACGCAGCCUGGUUAACUCGCCCGAACCUCGAGUUCGACCAAAGAGAUUUCACCGUUGGAUUCUUCGACCCUGAGAAGUUAUCCGAAUUUGCGAUGACUUUUCAGAGGCACGUUAAAUCAAACCUAAAGAUUGAGAGUUUGAGGUUAAAGCUAGACUGUAGUGGAACGCGUGAGAUUGUCGAUCCCUUUGGCCUUACUGACGAGAUUAUUGUGAAAGCUUUAAGAUUGGGCGCCACUCGUCUUGAUUUAUGCCUCACAAGAAGGUUGACAAGUGCGGGUGAUAGGGAACACAUUUUACCACGCCAAGUUUUGGAAGCGGAAAACCAUGUCGGGUUAGCUGUGGCAGGGUACAAGAUUUACGAUCAUUUGCUCGAUGAUCAAACAUCGGUAAGAUGUUCGAAGCUCGAAUCCCUUAGUUUAAAGGACGUGCAAAUUAAACGAGAUCUCUUCUCCUGCAUAGCUUCGACCUGCCCCUUGAUUAAAAAUUUGUCCCUGUCCAAUAUUUGGGAUCCUAAACCGGGCGUUGAUUCUGUUUGUGGUCGCCUAACCACCAAUCUUCCUAUGCUGGCUUCUCUUGUGCUUCGUGAUGUGAAAGUGGAUGUCUUGUUUUUGGGUGAUUUGUCGUCUAAAUUUCCUAAUCUCAAGGAUUUAACCUUGCAACUACACAACUUUGAUAAAGAAAUGCGAAUCUCUAGCUGCUCGCUCGAGCAUCUGAGCUUGAACUGCAGACACCAUGGGAAUCCGCAGAUCGUGCUCGAUUAUGUCCCCAGAAUUCAGGGAUUAGAAGGUUUCCAGUGCAGACACCAAGUGGAGCAUUUGACGGUGGAGACGGGCCGCCAUAUACCGUCUUUAACUAGUUUUGCCUUUUUCGAUGGUUUGUUCCGUAUAUGUCGUCCGAAAUUGGUAACUCAGCACAAUUUGAACAAUGAUUUUAUCUCCAAGAUUCUCCAACAAGGAAACCAGGAGAAAUUCUCAUGCCCAUGCAAUCGUCCGAAGAUGGUCACUGAUCAGCAUCCCGUUUCUGAAUUUCACAAUUCGAACAAUGAUUCGUUUCUCUCCAAGAUUCUCCAACAAGGAACCAAACGGAAAUUCUUGUGCCCAUGCAAUUUCUUGUACGGUCUGCAUGAUCUCGAGGAAGUUCACGUUCAGCCUGUUGAUGAGGUCGAUGCUGUGUGGAGGCUACUAACACAGGAAUCGUGGUCAAAUAUUCAUCCUGACAAGAAGCAGAAAGUUCGGUUCUAUUUGAAAUGGAGGCCUUUACCCCAGUGUGCAUCUGAAUAUGUUAUGAGGAGCUACCAAGUUUUGUUGGUUUUUCUUACUUUUCUUUUUAGCAGUUUAGAGUGUGAGUGA
Molecule: messenger RNA, 1452 nt
Organism: Striga asiatica
Lineage: Eukaryota; Viridiplantae; Streptophyta; Magnoliopsida; Lamiales; Orobanchaceae
Source: the annotation of a GenBank genome assembly